CCCUUUCCCCUCCAGCUUCCCCAGUUCCUCUUUUCAACUGGCCAAAGCUGUGCCUUGCCUCUGUUCCAGCUUUUUCCCCCAUGAAGUCCUCUCUCUUCUUAAUUCCAGCUGCUGUGGUUGCUGUCACCCUGGCAGGAACAGCUGUGUGGGCUCUCCAAGACAUGGAGGUCAGUGCUGGAGGUGAGAUUAAAAUUCCAUGUGGCCCAAACAGAGUCAAACUCACAUGGUACUGGAUUCCCCAUUACCCCAUCUGUGCAGGCCUAAAAAUGGGCCAGAUAGAAAUUUGCAGUGUGAUUUCUAACGAGAUGAUCAUUAAUCAAAACCUGGAGAGAUUUCAAAGGCCAUCAAAGUUGAUGCUAAAAAAAAAUAAUGGAAGGUCCAUCCUCACCAUCCUGCUCCAACACAUGAAUGACUCCGGCACUUUCUAUUGUUCCGAUGGGAGAAGAAACUCAUCCUUUAUCUCAGUCAGUGUGAAAUCUGAUAAUCGACGUGGGAUGAAGGUUAACCCUCUCAAGAAUUCCCAUGGAAGUAAACGGGUAAAGCUGACCUGCAAUUCUUGUGAUGGCCAGCUGGAAGCCCAAACUCAGGACAGCUCUACCAUCGUUUGGACUUUAAACGGGAAGAAAGCUUCUAAUCACAUAUCCGUGGACUUAAGAAUUACAAUCACAGUCCAAGACAGUCCCCAGAAUUAUGGUCUCUGGCAGUGCAGCAAUCCCAGAUGUCGUACCCAGUUUGACGGGUAUUGCUUGGAAGAUGAAUUUAGAAUUUCAGAGAGAUUGGAGUCUGAAGAAACGCCCUGGUCUACCCCAGCACCAUUGGAUACAAAGAAGAAGUUUAAGAUCCUAGUCAUUGGCGGCUGCGUGAUAGGAUUCAUCACUCUCCUAUGGAUGGGGGUAGCUAUAUUUGUUCUCUGGGAGAAGCUUCAAUCACGGAGAAUCAGCCCCAGUAAGACUGCAAAGGAGCCAAAAUCACAAGGGAUUCAGAAUUCACUUGGAGUAGAAAAACCCCUAAAGGACCAAGGGAAAGAGAAAGACGUAGAGAUGAAUGAGGAAGCAGAAGAAAUCCAAUACUCGGUUUUGGAAUUCAAGGAGACUGAGCAGUGCCAGAGUCGGAAAAAGGAGGGGAUACCUGCUACCAUCUAUGCAGAAAUGCUUGCAAGCAAUUGUUCAGAAAGCUGAUCUGUCAAAAAGGCUGAUAUACGAUCCUUUAGAGCAGUGUUUCUCAACUAUGGAAGCUUGAGCCUCAACUCCCAGAAUUUAUACAAUCUUUUGAUGUAAGGUGUCUCAACCUUGACAACUUGAAGUUGUAUGAAAUUGCAACUCCCAGAAUUCAUACCAUCUUUUAGAGCAGGGUUUCCCAAACUUGUUGAAGGACUGAGGCUGAAGAACUUCUGGGAACUGAAGUCCACACAUCUUCCAGCUGCCAAGGCUGUUCCUUUAAUAAAUCAUCAAGAUCUAUGCAGGCAGUCUGGUUUAUUGAAGGAUAGGUGAGUUUGGCUGAAGGUCAAGCUGCACGCAAGACAACUGCUCUAGUAAGCAAAAGGGUUCUGCAGAUAUUUUCAUUGCUAAGAUUCGCAAGAAACCUGAUUCUACAGUGAUCAACAAAAUUAACCCAUGGAGAGAAAGCAGACAAUCAACAGUGGACUUGGAGGCAGGGAGGAUCACCUGUUUGUUGGAAUGUAAACUGGAAAUGUAUUUUUGUCACGUUCAUGGUAUUUUUGUUUUGCACAGUUUUUGCUUUAUGUCUAAAUAAAUGUUAAUGGGCCCAUCACA
Molecule: messenger RNA, 1772 nt
Organism: Crotalus tigris (Tiger rattlesnake)
Lineage: Eukaryota; Metazoa; Chordata; Lepidosauria; Squamata; Viperidae
Exons: 7
Coding region: 81-1178 (365 amino acids)
Source: RefSeq, a predicted model, not a curated record